Messenger RNA from Hibiscus syriacus, 723 nucleotides. RefSeq lists its product as uncharacterized. The transcript has 2 exons. Bases 1 to 723 code for a protein of 240 amino acids. The record is from RefSeq and is a predicted model, not a curated record. NCBI's taxonomy places the organism in Eukaryota, Viridiplantae, Streptophyta, Magnoliopsida, Malvales, Malvaceae.
AUGGCAUUGGUAAAUCGGAUUCAGAGCCUAUGGAAUCCUGCUGGAAAGCCGUUAGUUGUGGAUCUAGAGAAUGAUUAUUUUCUGGUACGUUUCAAGAAUGAGGAAGACUAUUCACGUGUGCUUAUGGGUGGUCCGUGGAUGAUCUACGGAAGUUAUUUGAUAGUGCAACCAUGGGGUAGACUGUUCUCUACCUUAGAAGACCAUCCAUCUCAGAUUAUUGCAUGGGUAAGGUUACCGGGACUCCAUUAUCGUUACUAUACUAGGAGCUUGUUUCGUAUUCUUACCGGAGUCAUUGGUAAGGUGGUAAGAGUUGAUUAUAAUACGUCUGACGGAAAGCGUGGAAAAUUUGCGCGGAUAGCAGUGAUUAUUGAUCUAACUAAGCCUCUUGUAGCUGGAAUUAAACUUGAUGGGCAUCUCCAAAGAACUGAAUAUGAAGGAUUACCGACUAUAUGCCUCAAUAGUGGAAAAUAUGGGCAUCCUAAGGAAGUUUGCGCCGGUGUUGUCGAGGAUAAUCCGUUUGGUCCAUGGAUGCAAGCUACCCGUCGUGGAAGGAAGAUGAACCUGAAUAGGAAAGAUGAGACAACUUCUAAAGAAAACUCUGGAAUUGAGGGAGUUAGCAGUAAAUCCAGAUUUGAUGUUCUCUCUAAUGAUGCUAAUUUGGAAAAUGAAGUCAAGUCUUCAAUUCACCCCAAUAAUCAAGGGAUUUUGGGUGCAAAACUAUAG